This is a messenger RNA of Gigantopelta aegis, 1369 nucleotides long. Its product is annotated as palmitoyltransferase ZDHHC11-like. The coding region runs from base 29 to 1072 and encodes 347 amino acids. NCBI's taxonomy places the organism in Eukaryota, Metazoa, Mollusca, Gastropoda, Neomphalida, Peltospiridae. Gene Ontology annotation, cellular component: Golgi apparatus; endoplasmic reticulum. The record is from RefSeq and is a predicted model, not a curated record. Gene Ontology annotation, biological process: peptidyl-L-cysteine S-palmitoylation; protein targeting to membrane. The transcript has 10 exons. Gene Ontology annotation, molecular function: protein-cysteine S-palmitoyltransferase activity.
AAGUGCAGUACACCGUGUGUGCAGUGCAAUGACUUUAUCAAUCAACCCGGCUGAUGAGGCUGUACUGAAGAAGCCAAAACAACAAACAUUGGCGGUCUUCGACAGGAGCAAGUAUCAGUACCUGAUUGAGGACUUGUACUGCCACUUACGCGAAGUAACGGUCGGGGUGAACUCGAAGCAUUGCAGAUCCUGCAACAAGUGUGUCUCAGAUUCUGACCACCAUUGCAUUUGGAUGAACACUUGCGUGGGGGGACGAAAUUAUCGAUGGUUUCUCAGUACGGUGUUCAGUACCAUGGUGUACAUGCUGCUGGUCCUGUUCCUUUCCUUGGUGCAGUUAAUCGCCUACUUUAUGGAUAGAAACAGUGGCACUUUACUUGAAGCAUACAAAGGGAAUGGAUCUGAAAAUGCAGUAUUUAUGAUAAUUUACCUACCAGUGCCAGAUUGGGUGUGGUUGUCAUUACUGUGUCUCACAAUAUUGUUGGCCAGCUUCUUCAUCUACAUGUUAUCUACUCUACUCUAUGCCCGGUUCUACAUCCCUUAUAAAACAAUGAAAAGGCAUAGUCAACUACUACAAGAUGUAGAAGCCAACAUGGGAGGAAGCCAAAAAGAAAUAUUGGAACCAAAAGCUUUGAAAAAGAAAUGUUCCAACAUUUUCCAAAGGGACAAUCCUACUGAUGAGCACAGUGUGAUUAAUCAGCAACUCAAAGAUGAUGGCCUUGACCCUCAGUGUAACAACUCGCAGAAACUACUCCAUGUGUGGAAAUUAUGCAAACAAACUGAGAAUCGAGUCAAACCUGAAAGGUUGUCACAGGAAGAAAAAGGAUUAAGUGUGUUUGAUUUGGAAGAUACUGGGGUGGGUGAGAAGCCCCCACCCCCAUCUCACAGGCAAGAAAAAUUGGCUCGGUGUGUGUUCCUUAGGAUGAUAAUCUCGGCAUGGUGGACUUCCACAUUUUCAGUCACACGAGUGUCAUUUAUGUUUCUGAGAGCGACAUGGUUAUGGAUACGGACAUGGCUUGUGGAUACUUAUGAAAGCAGGUCAUGCUGCAAAAAGCCAGCUCUGAUCGUGGUGUGAUCAUGGCAGAAAACACCACAAUGUCACCUCUGCAUCAGGGCUAGCUCUGGGUGAGAAUUUUUUUUUGCCAAAUUAUCUAAUUUUUUUUUAGCAAAACCCAGUUAUUUAAAAAAAAACCCAUGAAUUAUUACUUGAUUUUUUUUUUAACAAAUUAAAAUAUUUGCCAAUUAUUCCUAAAAUUUGCAAUUGGCGAGUGGCAGAGCUAGCCCUGAGUAUUGUUCAGAUCUGCAGAGAUUGUGUGUCCUUGAGAUCGGAUUUGUCCUUCUUCCUGUGGCCAACCAAACUGAGACUGCUGGA